GACCUAUGGUCCAGAGGCAGCAACUGACAUGAAUACAUUUUGCUCCAUGAAGUCGGGUGUCAAAAAUUGUGAUAGCAAUGGAAAUAGUGGUCCAAUUCCAAGCCAAAAGACCAAACAACGUAUUGAUGAUUACUAUACUACUCUUGAGGCUGAACAUCCAGAUGAUUUUGAGCAGCUCAGGAGUGAUGGACAGCUUGAUCCAGUUGUGGUAUUCAAAAGUAGUGGUUGUGGCUUAGCUCAUGGCCGUUUGCCAAUAGCAAAUGGUGCUAUAAGGAAAUCUGACAUAAAAGGAUCGGGUAGAAAGGCAAACACAGCAAGCCAAACAAAUUCAAGGUCUUAUCAAUAUCUUCUAAGGAGGAAUGCACAGUUGGAGCAGAAUGCUCAGAACUCUGCCCAUAUUGGACUUGUACUAACCAAACAUAUGAAGGAUGUUUUUGAGAAGCUGAACAUGGAGUUACCAGCAGAAAUUGCAGACAUUCUGCAGUCAGUCAAUGCAAAUGCUUCUAUGCCACCAGUUGAUCAGGUUACUGAGUCAUCACAUGCUGGAGACGCUGGUUCUAGUGGUCUACAGAACAAUGGCAUCGAAGAGGAUGAAGGCAAUGCUAACACAGACUAAAAGUGUCCGGACAGCAAGUCUCUUUUGUGCAGUUGGAGUGUAUGGUGAAGCUCCAAGUUGACUUGCUUUGGUUGAAGCAAGGUGACCUCUUUUGUUCAGUUGGAGUGUAUAUGGUGAAGCUCCAAGUCGACUUGCUUUGGUUGAAGCAAGCUGACCUCUUUUGUGCAGUCAUAACCUAGUAUGUAGAUGUUAGAGAGUGAAAAGGCCUCUGUUAUUUAGUUUGCAUGUAUGCAGACUUGCCAAAGUCUUUCUCCCUUGAACUGUUAGUUGGCAUGUAAUCACCUAGACUUUAGUAAGUCUUGCCAUUUGAACCUACUUAGUUGGCAUGUAAGUGUAACAUCC
Molecule: messenger RNA, 958 nt
Organism: Sorghum bicolor (sorghum)
Lineage: Eukaryota; Viridiplantae; Streptophyta; Magnoliopsida; Poales; Poaceae
Exons: 4
Coding region: 29-616 (195 amino acids)
Biological process (GO): transposition
Source: RefSeq, a predicted model, not a curated record